AUGCCAGCCUCUAAAAGUGUCAAUGUUGCAGUCAUCGGUGCCGGUGUCGUCGGUUCCUCAUUAUUAAAUCAAUUAAUCGCCCUAAACACCAACAUCAAAUACAACUUGAUUGCCCUAGCAGAAGCAGAAAAAUCAUUAUACUCUCACAAUUACGAACCAUUACAAACCUCCCACACCUGGGAUUGGGCCACCGCUUUACAAAACGCCACGGAAAAAACUUUGCCAUUACCAGAUUUAAUCACAUUCCUAUCCAAAUCUCCUAAACCAGUCAUCUUAAUUGACAACACAUCCAGUGCCUACAUUGCCUCAUUCUAUCCAAAGAUUGUCGAAAACGGGAUCUCCAUCGCUACUCCAAACAAGAAGGCCUUCUCUUCUGAUUUGAAAACUUGGAACCAAUUGUUCGCAGGUAACGAAACUGACGGGUUAGUUUACCAUGAAGCAACAGUCGGUGCUGGUUUACCAAUUAUCAGCUUCCUAAGGGAAAUCAUUGCCACUGGUGAUGAAGUGGAAAAGAUUGAAGGGAUUUUCUCCGGUACUUUAUCUUACAUCUUCAAUGAAUUCUCUACCAUUGCACCAAAUGAUGUUAAAUUCUCUGAUGUAGUUAAAGUUGCUAAGAAGUUAGGAUAUACUGAACCUGAUCCAAGAGACGAUUUGAAUGGGUUGGAUGUGGCUAGAAAGGUUACCAUCGUUGCUAGAAUUUCAGGAUUAGAAGUGGAAAAUCCAACUAGUUUCCCUGUACAAUCUUUAAUUCCAAAGGCUUUAGAAUCAAUUGAAACCGCUGAUGAAUUUUUGGAAAAAUUGUCUCAAUAUGAUGAUGAAUUGAGUAAAUUGAAAGAAGAAGCAGCUAAAGAAGGUAAAGUUUUAAGAUUUAUUGGGAAAGUGGACGUCAAGACCAACACUGUUUCUGUUGGUAUUGAAAAAUAUGAUGCUUCUCAUCCAUUUGCUGCUUUGAAGGGAUCUGAUAAUGUUAUCUCUAUUAAGACUAAACGUUAUCAUAACCCUGUCGUUAUUCAAGGUGCUGGUGCCGGUGCUGAUGUCACUGCUGCUGGUGUCUUAGGUGAUGUUAUUAAAGCUGCUCAAAGACUUUAA
Molecule: messenger RNA, 1089 nt
Organism: Naumovozyma dairenensis CBS 421
Lineage: Eukaryota; Fungi; Ascomycota; Saccharomycetes; Saccharomycetales; Saccharomycetaceae
Gene: HOM6
Product: homoserine dehydrogenase
Exons: 1
Coding region: 1-1089 (362 amino acids)
Biological process (GO): aspartate family amino acid biosynthetic process; L-homoserine biosynthetic process
Molecular function (GO): aspartate kinase activity; homoserine dehydrogenase activity; NADP binding
Source: RefSeq, a predicted model, not a curated record